AUGCAAGGAAUAGGUAUUGGAAUCAGUACAAAAUCAUUGGUUCGCAAUAUUAUUGAUUUACAAGAACAUUGUGCAAAAAUUGUCGAUGAAUUUGGCGGUGCUCUGGUUGAAGAAUAUAUUGAAGGACGUGAAUUUACUGUCUUAGUUGCUGGUACCAGAGACAAUAUUCAUGUGUUUCCUCCGGUCGAAUAUCAUUUUUCUGCCAAUAAAACAUUUAUCACAUUCGAAGAUAAAUGGGGUGGGAACUGCACAGACUCACAUUGGCAUUUCUUAAGCGAAGCAAAAGGACCGGAAGAGCAACGAUUAAUUCAUGAUUUAAUGUUAUUAGCUGAACACCUGUAUGAAUCAUUUAAUGGUGACGGAUAUGCUCGUAUAGAUAUACGACAAGACAACAAAACAAAACAAUUAUCAAUAUUAGAUUGUAAUCCUAAUUGUAGUGUAUUUUAUAAGUAUUCAUGUUCAGCUGAUUUGAUCGUGCAAUCUGGUGGUUGGUCGAGGGAAAAAUUCAUGAAAUUUAUAUUGGAACAAGCAUUAGAACGUCGGCGACAAUAUCAUUUGAAGCAUGCAUAUACAGUUAAAUAUUCACUACAAAACGGUUAUGCAAUGUAUGCAUCAAGAAAUUUACUUGAAGGGGAGUUAGUUUGUACAGACGAAAAUCGUUCAUUGAAAUUAAUAACAAAAAAAUAUGCUGAACAAACACUCAAUAGAAACGAAACGAUAUGA
This is a messenger RNA of Didymodactylos carnosus, 723 nucleotides long. The record is from the annotation of a GenBank genome assembly. NCBI's taxonomy places the organism in Eukaryota, Metazoa, Rotifera, Eurotatoria, Philodinida, Philodinidae.